AUGAGCCAUUCUCAGUCAAUAGAGCACUGGAAGUCACGGUCCCAGUCUCCUCCCGACUACAAGGAGGCCAUUGCAUCAGACUACACUAUCAGUAGUAACCAAUCCUCCUUUCCCGACUCGGAUCGCUUUCUCUCCACAAGCGAGCUUCAAAUAGAAGCCAUCGGAUACGAUACCAAUCAAGCACUCACCGGUCACAGAACGUUAGAGAAUAUCUCCGUCUAUAGCGUGCAAUCCGGAACACCGGUACAAGAAAAGUACACCUCUAUCCGCCUAAAGAGCAGUUCAAACUCGUGCGCAUUGGUGCAAUCAUCCGAUCCAUAUCAGAAUGCUCUUAUUUCAACUAUCUAUCGAUGGGGCCCGGGAAGACAUCCUAGAAUGCGUAUCCUAUCCCAUGAUGCCACUGGCAGUGUUUCAGUUAAGCAGGCUAUAGAUGAUGACAACCUAUGCGGAGAAUUGAUCGAAGUCAAAAGCCGGUCGAUUAUCAGCCGUGAUCAGGUUUUCGAUACGUCGCUUGGCAAAUUCGAGUGGCGGUAUGGCAGUCGAGAAGAAAGGAAGGCUUGUAAUGCUGAUUCGCUGCUUAUUCUGGAGCGUGUUGAUCGUGUUGUUUUAUCCGAUGGGUCGAAAUCUAAGAGUGGGACCAGAAUCGCUCAGUUUAUUCGAAAUGACCAAUUUCGUACCCCUGGUUCUGUGAGGUACUCUGGGGGUAAUGGUGGUCGACUAGUGAUGGAUUUGCGUAUGUGGACUCGGAAGAACGAGAAGGGUGCUGAUGUUGAGGUUGAUGGGGUAGAGGCUUUCGUUGUAGCGAGUUGUAUCUUGAUGCUGAAGAGGGAGGCGGAUCGUUUUAUUGAUAAUAAUCUCGCCGCUGUGUCAUAA
Molecule: messenger RNA, 873 nt
Organism: Penicillium angulare
Lineage: Eukaryota; Fungi; Ascomycota; Eurotiomycetes; Eurotiales; Aspergillaceae
Exons: 1
Coding region: 1-873 (290 amino acids)
Source: RefSeq, a predicted model, not a curated record